AAAUAAGUAUACGUGCAUACGUAUCUGUAUAUUGUUGCAAUUUCUUUAGCGAUGCGAAAUAUAUUUGUAUUAAUAAAUAGUUGUUUUUGUGACCACGUUGUUUGCUGCUCGUAGUAGAUUCAUACCAUUCUUUAUAAAUCACAAGUAAGAUGCCACAAACUCGUUUAGUUCAUUUACAACUUGUUACUUAGCACGUGUUGUAUGCAUUACUUUGUGUUAGAAUAAACAAAGAAACCUUGAAAAAUAAAUUGUCCAACAUUUUAUUAUACGAAUAAACAAUUGAGAUUAGGAAAAUACAAAGUUUGGAACUUUAGCUUACUUGCAAGACAAUGUUUGAACUUGACCUUAACAAGUUUUCGACUUUAGGCUCAAAUUAUGGAGAUAUGAAACUAAGAAAAUCUUCAAAUUUGCCAAGACCAAGACUUUCAAGGAAAAAUGUAAAGAUUCAUAGUGAUGGGUUAUUAUUAAUCCCCCCAAAAAAUGGAUCAGCCCCAAUUUGUAUAAAAGUUGAGGGGGCUAGUAGCAGUGAUUCAUCAGAAGAAGAUGUUCCUGAUUUCGAUUAUGACUAUGCCAGCAUUUCCGAUUGUGAUUCUGGUCAUCAGAGUUGGUUUGGCAGUGUUCAUACCACAUCUUUCAAAACUAGGAGAAAUGAACUCGUUGUUCCUACUUCCACACAAUCAGCACGAUUUCGCAGUGUCAGUUUCACAGAAGAAGAAGAUGAGGAUGGAUACAGUUACGUUUCAUAUAAUUCCGGACACCCAAAUGUAACCGUUGUAAAUAGUGGUGGAAAAAUUGACAAUCUGGGGAUCAUUGGUAGCAAUAAGGAAAUAGAUGGACCAUUUGGACCUAGAAAAUGCGUGUAUCUCGACCAAGGUAGACCCGUCGGAGGGAUUGAACAAUUCAUUGCCAAAAAUGUGCUGCCACAUUAUUCUUGUAACACGACAAAUUCCAAACUAAUUGAAAUGAGGGAAGAAACGAAGCAGAUUGUUCUUGAAAUAUGCGGAGGUGGAGACGAAGAUGAAGUCAUAUUUUGUGGAGAUUGUGAACCAAUUCAAACCUUGGUCAAUUUACUGGCAUUAAACUUGAAGAAAGACUCGUCGCGGCCUAUCGUCAUUCUCGGACCCUUUCAGUCAUUCUCCAACUUGUCCGCUUGGGCGCAGGUUUCUCAUGAGGUCAUCAAAAUUCCUGGAAAUAUAAGCGGAAGCUUGGACUUUCAAUACCUAGAACGCGUCCUAAAACGACUCAAAUCCAAAAAAGUGUUCAAAUCUAGGUUGGUUAUUGGCUCCUUCUCCAUUAGCUCGAAUGUAACGGGGGCCUUGAAUGACGAAAUUGCAAUCACAACGUUACUUCAUAAAUAUUCUGCCCACGUGGUGUGGGAUUAUUAUGCUGCUGGACCUCACGUGAAAAUCCAAGUAAAUCCAAAAACUGGUCAAGAAGAAUUAGACAAGUUGGCCAGAAAGGAUGCAAUUUUCAUCACUGGACACAAGUUCCUUGGUGGAGCACAAACAUCAAAUGUACUGAUUUCAAAAAGUUCAUUCCUCUUCAAUAAAACUAACAGAGCACUAGAAGAACGGAAAAUAAAUAGUAAGACGCCAAGUACAAAUGGUAUUGCAGAAAUACGAUUAGGAUUGGUCUUGAAAGUGCAUUGUUCCACUGAUCUUAAUACUCUAAUUAAGCCGAAAGAAACAGAUUUCACAAGACAAGUUUUGGAUGCGUGGAUCACAAUACCUGAGCUUGUGGUUCUGGGGAUAGCACAGUCUGCACGCCUGCCUCUGGUAUCCUUUAUGAUUAAACACGUAGAAACGGGAUACUUUUUGCACCACGGUUUUGUUGCUACCUUACUUACUGACCUUUUUGGAAUCCAAUCCAGCACUGCUUGCAUGGGGGAUUCUUUACAUUCUCAAGAACUGCUUGGAAUUGAUGCUAAAUUAGCCAAGAAGUAUGACCAACAACUUACACCAGGAUUUACGACCAUUUCCCUUUCUUAUGCUACCACCCAAACGGAAGUAACUUUUAUCAUACAAGCCAUCAAACUCUGUGCAAAUCAAGGGUGGAAACUUCUCCCAUUUUAUGAAAUGGACCGAAAAACUGGAAUAUUUAGAUUUUCGGGUAAAAUGGAGCUGGGAAACCCUUCAAACGUAACCAUAAAAUCUUUCGACAUUCAUUCAUUCAACAGAGCUCAUCUCAACUGCUCUGGACAUGAUGAUAACGGUAGUAAAAAUGCCACCGUUAAUUAUCGAUACGAAGAAUGUUUGAGAUACGCACAAAAUCUAAUUGACAGUAUUGAAAUGAUAACUCAGCACAACGAGAUAACUCACAAUGAUGACAUAUUGCCAUAUUUUCGCAAAGAAUCUCUCCGCUGGUUCCUAACCCCAUCCGAAGCUCUCAUUUGUAUUAAACAUCCAUACAACGUGAAGAAGCACUUUGAUUGUAAGAAGAGAACAAGGUGUCCCAUUGUUCCCAAACAGUUGAAAAAAGAUAACAAGGGCAACGAUAACGAGUUUGGAAGUGUCGCUAGCAAAACUAUGGUCCAGAAUUGCAAAAUUAAACGGGUCACCACCAGUAGAGUCAAGGUGUCGCCUUCUAAAGGUUCACCACCACGCCUCGUGGUCAAAUCAAGUAGUUUGCAGAGUUUAGACAUGGAGUUGGACAAUAAGAUUGUAAAUGAAAAUGCACCUUUUUCUAGACGAAAACUCAAAUCUCAGCUCAACCACAACUUCUUCGAAUGCUCUUAACUAUUGGAGAAAGCACAUGUAUAAAUUAAGCAAGAUAGUUUUUAUUUUCAUGUGAUAUGUAAAAUUGUGCCAACAAAAUGUUCAAAGUACAAUUAUGUGCAUAUUUAGUUAUAAUAAUCACGUUUUACAAAACAUUUAUGAAUAAAGUUGACAAAUGAGAAAAAACACAAGAAGUU
Messenger RNA from Folsomia candida, 2911 nucleotides. RefSeq lists its product as uncharacterized. The record is from RefSeq and is a predicted model, not a curated record. NCBI's taxonomy places the organism in Eukaryota, Metazoa, Arthropoda, Collembola, Entomobryomorpha, Isotomidae. Bases 330 to 2735 code for a protein of 801 amino acids. The transcript has 7 exons.